Molecule: messenger RNA, 1020 nt
Organism: Bipolaris oryzae ATCC 44560
Lineage: Eukaryota; Fungi; Ascomycota; Dothideomycetes; Pleosporales; Pleosporaceae
Exons: 4
Coding region: 1-1020 (339 amino acids)
Source: RefSeq, a predicted model, not a curated record
AUGAUCCAAACUGCCACGCAGACUGUCCCAGUGACACUAAAGGCUGUCGGCGAGAACUCGAUGAGGAUCGAUGGGUCGAAAACUAACUAUGGCGACUGGAGGGACGAUCUGGCUCGUGACGGUUAUGCCGUCGUAAAAGGCGCAAUUCCGAGAGAGAGAGCUGAUGCUUAUGCCAACAAAAUGUACGAGUGGCUGGAAGGCUUUAACUUGGGAUUCGAUCGAAAUGACCUUUCGACUGUCCAUAGAGAUCGAUUGCCCACUAUCAAUGAGAAGGGCAUGUGCCUCAACUAUGCCGUAACACACGAAGACUUUGCUUGGGGUGUACGGGGAGAGCCAGGCGUUGUAGGAGCUUUCGAAAAGAUAUACGGUGACAAGGACCUUAUUGUCUCAUUCGACGCCAUCAACUUUACCUUCCCAAAUCGGACAGACAUAGAGCCCAACAAACCAUGGCCUCACCAAGAUCAGGACCCAGCGAAACCGGGGUUCAGAUGCAUGCAGGGCCUCGUCAAUCUGCUACCUAACGGUCCAGAUGAUGGCGGCCUUAUAGUAUGUCCAGGUGGCCAUCUCUUGUCUGACGAGUUCCAUAAAGACAUGGCCGAUGAGCCACGUAUUCCGGCAUGGACUCCUGAAUGGUAUGGAUUUACAGAGAACGGCAUGAAAUGGCUCGAGAACAAGGGUCUGAAGUGGGUUAAGGUGUGCGCUGAGCCCGGCGAUCUGUUACUCUGGGAUUCCCGUACUCCUCACUAUAACCUCGGAUCGAAAACGAAUCAGCCAAGGUUUGCUGUAUAUACUUGCUACAUGCCUGUCAGUCACGCCACUCAAGGGGAUCUUGUACGCAAGAAGGAUGCCUUCGAGCGGUAUGUUGGCACUACUCAUUGGCCCAACGCAAGACACACUGGCUCCAACGUGGCAAAGCGCGAUGGGGAAGAUGACCCAUACAACCGUUUUGAGCCCAUCAACAAACCAGUCCUUGAUGAGCGUACUUUCAAGUUGACUGGUAUCCCGUACAUCAAGGCUUAG